AUGUCCAUCCAGGGAACAGCGGCCACAGGCGUGAGGAGCAGGACUGAAGCUGGAAUCCCUCGUGGGAGCCAGUAUUCAAAGCUGCUACUGCCACUCAACAGACUGCUGAGGUCACCACAACCCGCACAGUCCCAAGCCCGGGGACGAGUGGGGGAAUAUGGAGUCCAACGUGCUCCCUGCACGUCUGCUACUGCAGAGGAGGAGAGAGUGGCUUCCACCUUUUCACCUUCCAGAUUUCACACAGUAGUAGAAAACGAAAUCCAAGCAAGCAUAGACCAGAUAUUCAGCCAUCUAGAACGUCUGGAGAUUUUGUCCAGCAAGGAGCCCCCUAACAAAAGACAGAAUGCCAGACUGCGUGUUGACCAGUUAAAGUAUGAUGUCCAGCACUUGCAGACCGCUCUCCAAAACUUCCAGCAUCGGCGAUACGCAAGGGAACAGCAGGAGAGACAGCGAGAGGAGCUUCUGUCUCGCACGUUCACCGCUAACAACUCUGAUACCACCAUCCCAACGGAUGACUCGCUGCAGUUCAACUCCUCCCUCCAGAAAAUUCACCACAGCGUGGAUGACCUCAUUGGAGGAGGGCACAGUAUUCUGGAGGGACUGAGGGCCCAGAGACUGACCUUGAAGGGGACUCAGAAGAAGAUCCUCGACAUCGCCAACAUGCUGGGCUUGUCCAACACCGUGAUGCGGCUCAUUGAGAAGCGGGCUUUCCAGGACAAGUACUUUAUGAUUGGUGGGAUGCUGCUCACCUGUGUGGUCAUGUUCCUCGUGGUGCAGUACCUGACAUGAGCCAGCCACGCCCCGAGGCCACCAUCGUUCCCACGAGUGAGAGUCUGCGUGAAAGCGUGUGCGUGAGCGAGAGAGGGGGGCCCAGAGGCUGCCUUCUGAAAUGUAUGCCCUUCUUAACUGUGAAGACCACUUGGAAGUAAUUGUGAUCUGUAACCUAGUGGGAGUUUCAAACCUGCUCUGUGUUCUGUGAUACCUUGGAGGGGGCAGUUAGUGCCACCACGCUGCACGGCGCUUAGGCAAUGAAAGAAGUACCUGUUCUCUUUCUCUCUUUCUUGCCCUCACUGGGGGAGGAAGUGACGGUAAGGGUAAGGGAGGAAGCAGGAAGCAGGAAGGAGAGGAUGGCUUUGCUGGUUUUGUCCACAUAGCUGCCGCGCACCCUGGGAAGCCUUUCAUAGUGAGCCUUGCAGAUAGGACCGUCCACUUGGUCAUCAUCUGGCCUUUCUGGCCCCUAAUGGGUAGGUCAGAGCAGAAGCAAAACGGAGGAGGGGAAAGAGGCCUUCUUUCCCUACAUCAUUGUAACAGAUGGAUUUCCAUGCUCUUGGUACUAGCUGCCCCCAUCCCCCAGGGACAUGCAGAUGACUAACUGCCGAUACUUGUCACCCUUCCCUGGAAGCAGCUACCUAGAGGAAACAGAGGCACUGAUGCUAUUGCAGACAGCAAGUAAGAUUUUCCACAUUAGGGUGUUGGGUGUUGCUCCUUUCUAAAGUGAGGCCAGUAUUAUUCCCUGAGAAUGUUUGGUCUUGAGACUGAAGACCCUAAUCACUGGUUUUUUUUUUCCAGUGGUUAAUAGAGCGGGUGGUUUCUGCAGUUCCAGGACUGCAGCCUGGCAUCAUGCCCAGGCCCUGGUGGGCCUUUGCCCCUGAGAAAGUCGCUGUAUGCGGAGGUUAGUGUUGUGUCCAUUAAAGCGUCUUCUGUAGUUUUAGCGUCUCUGAUUCUCUGGCUGUCUUCCCUUCCCUGAAAUCUAGCAGCUGCCAGCCAGGCCCCCAUUCUGCCCAACCAUUGUGGGCAGGCACCACCCUGGAGAUGUCCCUGGCGUCCUGUGAGUCUCUGUUGUCAGGGACCGGCACCUUUUUCUCUCUCUGGCCAACCGUGGAUCAAGGCUGCACCAGGACCUGGUGUAUUGUGAAAUUUAUUGUAAAGCCAGCCUCUCUGUUGUGAGUGAGCACUGCAAGUUCCAGAAAGACCUGGUUGGCAUGUGUUUUCAUGUGUCACAGGCCCUACCAGCCCCUAAGCUCACUAGCCUUGUGGCAAGACAUAAAAUAAUACUUGGAAUUUCCCGGAACUGGAACCCGGGUCAGUAUUAAUCCACCUGGGAUUUUCCUGCCUCACCUGCGUCCUAUAUGUGUUUUUUGUCACCAGGACGGUCAUCUGUCUUCUCUUCCUUUUCUGUGUGUGUUCCAUUCCACCUCCCUUAUUUACCUCCCACCUGUUUCUGUAGCAGUUUUGUUGUUUUUAGGCGUACCUUCUGGCGAAUGUGUCUUAGUUGUCACAGAUUUUCAACAUGAGUUUCCCCUGGUACUGAUUUCACACUUGGUGGGCUAUUGCUCCUACCCCUCUGUGCUAACCGAGGGCCCUGGAUUUCCAAGGAAAGGGGGAUCUGGGACCCCUUCAUAAAAGGGUUGCGGGUCCUUCCAGAGUGAGAACGGUGGCCUGGAGGGGAGACAGAGGAGUCUGGGCGUCUUCAGACCUAGGUCUGACUUUGGGGAGGUGAAAUUUCCAGCACCUCCUAGCUCCCCUGCCAGCACAGGGAUCUUAGCAGUCCAUAAAAAGAGUUCCGUAAAAUGGAUUUUUAAACUGCACAGAUCCAGUUGUCCUAUCCCUUGGGCAUCUAGGGAUCCUGCCGAAGAGCACCCUUUAGAGGAAGGUGCAUAAGGAACAACUAAGCCAUUUGGAGCUGGACUCGGGGCGGGGGUGGGUGUGGAAACUCCCCCAACACCCCAUCCUGCAUGGCUGAUGUGAUAGAUCUGUUUGUUAGGUACACCAGCGUGCUUCGACACUUGCCCUCCCAGUGAGCGCUGGUCUUGGUGAGCCAGAGGUAAGGCUUUCUGUCCUGCUGCACUUUGAGAGCCAUUCUCCCGACUUUGUAAUAAAAAUUAUGAAGACAGUUUGUGGGUCUCUACCACCUGGGGCUAGGAAACAGCCCCCACAGUGUGUCUGGAGACCCAGAGGCACUGAGAUGGCACAAGCUGGCUUUCAGGGCCUUGUGAGAAACACACCUUGGCCUCACUGGGUGCUCCUGUCUCCACAGCAACCCCCGCCCCCCCCCCCCCCCCCCGCCCCGCCAGAGCCUAAGGAAGUGGUCCAGGCUAGGGAAGGAGCACCCUCUAGUGGAGCUGGGGUGAAGCCUUAAGUCAAGCAGGUGAGAGAAUCUCCAGGGGACAGCAUCUUUGACCCUGUACGGGAUUUGGGUGUGCCUGUGGCAGUUGAAGACAGGUGGGUUGUCAAAGAACUUGGGAUUAUCUUCAUUCCAUGGAAGUUUACUCCAGGUGUGACCACUUUAAGAAAAACCAAACUCAAAGACCCAAGUAAGUAGGAGAGUCUUGAUUUUUAUACGAGGCUUCACUGCUGGGAUUUCCCAAAGUUUUUGCCCUGAUGAAUUCAAGUGGGUUUGAUUUGCAGAUUUGGAUUGACACCCAUUGUUUUUGAAACACGUCAGUUAAAUAAAGUUGGGAUUGAUAUUUUUUUUAGAAAAGUAUCUUGUAUAACUAUGGCCCCUUUUUUAAAGUUUCCAGGCCGGAGAUUCUCAAACACUGCUCCGUGGCCAGGGGCUAGGCUGGCUGCCUUAGAAGCAGCGGGAAGCUUUUUUAAAAUUAUAGAUUCCUGGGGGCCUAUCCCAAACCUUCUAAAUUAGAGUAUUUUUUAAGUCUCUAAGGUAACUCUGAUGUGUGUAUUUUGGAACCACUGUCUUUUACAUAAGGCUUUUGGCUUAAUCAAAGAUGAUACCAUUUGAAAAUAAAUGCUGAACUGGGCGGGCAUAUAUGUGUAAAGAACAAAACUUAUCGAGUCCAAAAUAAAGUCUCAUUUGUUUAUAUCCUCUCUUAUUCCAGAAAAGAUUUGAGGAAAUUUACAGGAACUGACUAAAACAGUGCAAUAUGAAGAAAUGAAGACCAAGAGCAAAUCAGAGUAGAGUGUCAUUACUAAGAAAAAAAAACCCAAAUGCAAGUCAUGAAGCCCUUCCAGAAUUGUUCUGGGUCUGCUUCUGAACCCCAGCAGCCAGAGCAAAGAGAGAAGCAUGAUCCGUCACUGUGUCAGUGCAGGUGGGGAUGCCAUUUGCUCAGAGGAAAACCCGGACCCUUACUACUGCUAGCUUGUGUGUGGCCCUUCCUGGAAGUCAGGUCUCCCUCCCCUCUGCUCUUCACAAACCCUCCGAAUCAGGUCAUGUAUUAUCCCCAUUGUGCAAGUGGCUGAGAUUCAGUGACCUUCUCCAGGCCCCACAUCUGUCUGGCUGUAUAGCCCAAGCUCAUGACCAUGGUACUGAGGCGCCUCCCGUGCCCGGGAUGAGGGGCAGGAGAUGUAGGCAGGAUGCCAGGAUUGCGUGUAGGCUGUAAGGCACUUGAGCCUCACAGGGCAGGUUCUCUGUCCUAAAGUAUUUUCCUAACUGAAUUCGGGAGAGGGCAUUUGUGGGGAAGUUUCUCAAGUGGAGAAUGCGCGCUGUACUCAGGCCUCGCCACUAGGGAGCGACAUAACCCUACCUGUGGCUGAGCUGUCCAGCACGGGGCUCUGGGCCUGAGGCCUCGUUUGUUUGGAAGAGGAGGAAACAGCCAUACCCUUGGGUUGGUUCCUUUUACAUACAAAAUUCCCUGCCGAGUGGUGGUUCUGGGCUGUUGCUUGGGGUUCUCAGGAUAUGGCCACAAAAGACCUGAAAUCUAUUAGUUCUGAUUUUCAGACUCGCCUUCCGUUCAGUCUUUCCCUCAGCACGUGGACAUUCUUGCAAACAAGCAUGGAAAACAUUUCUCAAAGCGUGUGUUCAUUCCUACUCCCCUUUUUAUGUCCUUUCAUUUCACGUGGCACUUGGGAUAGGAGGGAGGUGGGAUGGGGCCAGGGCAUCUGGUAGGUCCUUGGCGCCCUCCAGUGCAGUUGGUUAGUUCC
This is a messenger RNA of Zalophus californianus (California sea lion), 4878 nucleotides long. RefSeq names its product Golgi SNAP receptor complex member 2-like. Bases 1 to 789 code for a protein of 262 amino acids. Gene Ontology annotation, biological process: vesicle fusion; intra-Golgi vesicle-mediated transport. Gene Ontology annotation, cellular component: late endosome membrane; SNARE complex; endoplasmic reticulum membrane. Gene Ontology annotation, molecular function: SNAP receptor activity; SNARE binding. The record is from RefSeq and is a predicted model, not a curated record. Lineage: Eukaryota; Metazoa; Chordata; Mammalia; Carnivora; Otariidae. The transcript is spliced from 6 exons.